CACAAAAUGUACCAUUCCAUUGCACCUGACUAACCGUAUCGAGAUUAUCUCUGUCUGCCUGUAGCUGCUGAAACACAAGGUAAACCCUGUUUGUUUGUGUGUCCAUUGAACGCACCGCUGGACUGACUGAACUGAGAAAACAAGGUGGAGGCGAUAAAAAUAAACGCUGUGACACCAGCAACAGCUGGGCAUAUCGGAGAGCGGACAGAGAGGCUCUGGGAUCAUUGAAUGGUGACUGAAGCUUUUUUUUUUUUUUUUUUAUCCUGGUAGUCGCAUCCGCAUUCAGCGCCUACUCAUCAUGCCUGUCCACAGGAGGCAGGUGGGUGAUUUUAUUCACACAUAACACAUAGAUUAUAUUGAUUCAGAAUGAAGCUGUUCUGAGGCAAACUGCUACUCUAACAUUAUGUUAUGUUAUGUUGACUGCCAAUUCUGCACUGGUCAGACUGAAUAGCCCGAACAGAGGCUUAUUCCAGUGUUGGACAAGGCCCGCCUUUGCAUACAUCAGGACUACACCAUGGUCAGGAUUGAAUGGGAUGCUUAUGUGCUUCCAUUGGUAUCGCGCUGUUCAGAUUUGUACGUCUCGGUCUGCCACACCUUCACUGUGGUGGCAGUAUAAGUGAAUAGCCUGGAUCGGCAUGAGGGAGUCAGUAUAUCCACAUGCCAUGCGGUUCAGUCAGAAACUAACCCACUUCUCUGACAGCCACUGCAGCCCAGUAUUGAACUACUGGAAUUCAUGGGAGUGGUAAGAGAGAAUGGCAAUGAACAGACAUCACUCCCUCCUGUGCACACGCCUCUAUCAUAUGACUACGUCCUGGUUGCCAAAACAAUUGACAAACAGGAGAGAGGCGCUUUCAAGAAGCAAACUGAAUACAUCGAGGAACUGAAAAAGAAGAACUUGAAAGUUACCAAAAUUAUAGAUGACGAUCUCGUCUUCUAUGGGAUUCAAGCGCCUAAAGAAAUUUUUGAGAAGUACAGGUACCUGCUCAAAGUGUCUGAUGCUUGUAACUGGAGCUCGGAUCAGAACAUUGUACCACUCAGCACCAGGAUAAGGAUUGUCCACUUCAUCUUGAAUCACACCCCUAUAUGUUCAGGAGAGAGUUUGCGGGCUCUUAUGAAGAUGAAGAUUUUUGAGGCAAAGUUCUGCUUGCAUGAGAAAAAGAAACAGAGAGAGCUGAAGGAGAGCUGGGCACGAUGGACAGCCUGUCUCCAAGGGCAACCCAUCACUGCCGUCAGGAACUACUUUGGGGAGAAGGUGGCCUUGUACUACCUCUGGUUGGGCUGGUACACGUAUCUGCUCAUCCCGCCUGCUGUCAUCGGGGUCAUUGUCUUCCUUUAUGGCCUUGCCUUCUUCAACAGCUCACCCCUCAUAAAGGAGGUUUGUGAGGCUGACACGGUCAUGUGUCCCCUUUGUGACAAGAGAUGCAAGGUGUGGCAGCUCUCCGACACCUGCACAUACGCCAAGGUGAGCCUGCUGUUUGAUAAUAAUGGCACAGUGCUCUUUGCAAUGUUCAUGGCAGUGUGGGCAACACUGUUUUUGGAGUUCUGGAAGAGACAUCGGGCUUCCUAUGUGUGCGAGUGGAAAGUGUCAGAUUGGUGUGAGGAGGAGGAGGAACUGAUACUGGAAAUUGUGAACGACGUUAACUGUGACCCAAAAGAAUACAAGCACUCCUAUCUGCGCAGCACUCUGGUUUUGAUCUGUGUCACAGCUAUGAUAUUGGUGAUCAUUGGCCUGACACACGCCUUGGUGGUGUUCAGGGUGAUCACAGCAGUGCUCUUGGCUGAGGGAUCAUGGGAGUUCCUGAGCAACCACUCCAGCGGCGGAGCGAUGAUGCUGGGGGCCGUCCUCCAUUACCUCAUCAUCACUGUCAUGACACGGAUCAACAGGAUUGUUGCCAUGAAGCUCUGUGAAAUAGAGGAAACAAGAUCAUUUGCUGCCACAGAGAAAAGCUUCACUGUCAAGAUGUUCACCUUCCAGUUCUUCACCUAUUUCUCCUCCCUGUUCUACGUGGCCUUUUUUCUUGGCAGGAUAAAUGGCCAUCCUGGUGGUUACGUCCGAAUUUCAGGGAUAUGGAGGCUAGAAGAGUGUCAUCCCAGUGGAUGUCUCACAGAUCUGUUCGUCCAAAUGGCCAUUAUAAUGAUACUCAAGCAAACCAUCAGCAAUGUGUUUGAGUUCACUGGGCCCUGGUUCUGCAGGUGGCUGAAGAGACGAAGAACCCAGAAGCUGCAGAGGAAAUGUGCCCACUGCUACCUGAAAGAUGACUCAGAGGCCAAACAAGGAGCUGAACUGUGUGAUAACUGCAAGCUUCGAGACUGGGUCAGCAACUACCAUCUCCAUGAUGUUGACUCCUUCAGCCUGUUCCAUGAGUUCCUAGAGAUGGUGAUCCAGUUCAGCUUUACCACCAUAUUUGUGGCAGCGUUUCCUCUCGCUCCUCUGCUAGCCCUCAUUAAUAAUGUCAUUGAGAUACGCCUGGAUGCCAUUAAAAUGGUCACUCUGGAGCGCAGACUGGUUCCCAAGAAAACCAACGACAUUGGCGUGUGGAUAGACGUGUUGGAGGCUAUUGGUGUCUUAGCUGUCAUUGCAAACGGGCUGGUCAUCGGUGUAUCUUCGGACUUCAUCCCUCGAUUGGUGUACCGCUACCACUAUGGCCCAUGUGCCAACGGCACAGUGACGGAUAUUGACUGCAUGACUGGAUACAUCAACAACACUCUCUCAGUUGCACGAAUGGAUGACCAGAACAUAGGCAACGAGUUUUCAGCGAGUCAGAUGAUCACUCCUAGUGGCUUGAAUGUCUCUUACUGCAGGUAUAAAGACUACAGGAGCAAUGAGGACUACAGUUUUACCCCACAAUUCUGGCUAAUUUUAGCUGUGCGUUUUGCCUUUGUCAUCCUGUUUGAGCACGUUGUCGUCAUAUGCAAGUUUGUUGCAGCCUGGUUUGUGCCGAGCGCUCCCAUACAGGUCAAGAAUGAUAGACUCUUUGAUAAACUCAACAGGCUAAAAGAGGAACUCAGGUCAUCUGAAGUGUGACCCCAUUCAAACACUUAAAGUUUACACAUUUUCCCCUGAGCCCAGUGUUGCCUUGUGCAUUAAAGUGUCCAGACUAUUACAGUGUUGAGUCAGCUUCAAAGCCAUUCAUCAUGUUUCUGAAGAGUUCAGACGGUGGGCUCUCACUCUCUUUUAUUGUUUGCAUUCAAAUGUUAAUUGCUGUCUAUCUGGAUACUCAUCUAUGAAACGGACUUUGAAGUCAGACUAAUCUUUCUUGCACAGUAACUGAUUUUACUGACCACGAGAUUGUUCUUAUUCUAUUGUAAGAAUGCACUGAUAGCUUACUGUUGGAUCUCUAUAUUUGUGAGACGCAUGUGAGUGUUUUUAUUGAAAGCCUAAAGAUAAUUUAUACUGCUACUGCACAUACAGUACCGAUUGUGUUUUACGAUGUUGCCUUAUUGUGUAAAAAAGCGCUGUGAUGAUUGUCAUUACUGCAGACAGAGUCUGAAGGUGUCUUUUGUAAACCAGACACAGGAAUGUUUUGCAAAAUAAUAUUUUAUAUUAUUGAAUAAAAGAGGAAAUCUUUGACCUCA
Anarrhichthys ocellatus (wolf-eel) is the source of this 3576-nucleotide messenger RNA. Its product is annotated as anoctamin-9. Gene Ontology annotation, cellular component: plasma membrane. Gene Ontology annotation, molecular function: chloride channel activity; protein dimerization activity. Gene Ontology annotation, biological process: chloride transmembrane transport. Bases 734 to 3025 code for a protein of 763 amino acids. The transcript is spliced from 25 exons. The record is from RefSeq and is a predicted model, not a curated record. Lineage: Eukaryota; Metazoa; Chordata; Actinopteri; Perciformes; Anarhichadidae.